UGGAAGCCGAAUUCCUUCAGAAGUUAUGAGGCCGAUGCCCCUUCUGACAACCAGAGCGACCAUUUAUUUAGGUACAUGGAAUGUUCGUACAAUGUGGGACACCGGGAGAGCCUUCCAAAUUGCUGCAGAAAUGAGGAGAUACAACCUAGAGGUGCUUGGGAUCAGUGAAACACAUUGGACGAAAGUUGGACAACAACGACUAACUUCAGGAGAGCUUCUGUUAUACUCUGGCCAUGAAGAAGAAGAAGAAAAUGCCCCACAUACACAAGGAGUUGCAUUGAUGCUGUCCAAACGAGCACAAAAUGCACUUAUAGGAUUGGAAUCUCAUGGACGCAGGAUCAUCAAAGCCUCCUUCAAAACAAAGAAAGAGGGCAUUUCAAUGAGCGUCAUCCAAUGCUAUGCGCCUACCAACGACUACAAUGAAGAAGCUAAAGAUCAAUUCUACGAUAGGCUGCAGUCAAUCGUCGAGAAGUGCCCAACAAAGGACCUGACCAUUCUGAUGGGAGAUUUCAAUGACAAGGUUGGAACAGACAAUACUGGAUAUGAAGACAUCAUGGGACGACACGGACUGGGAGAAAGAAACGAAAAUGGUGAGAGAUUUGCAAAUCUAUGUGCCUUCAAUAAGCUGGUCAUAGGCGGCACCAUAUUCCCAUAUAAACGCAUACACAAAACCACAUGGACUCCACCAGAUCACACUACACAGAACCAAAUCGACCAUAUCUGCAUUAUCAAAAAGUUCGGGAGGACGAUGGAGGAUGUGAGAACCAAGAGAGGAGCUGAUAUAGCAUCAGAUCAUCACUUGCUGAUCACCAAGAUGAAAUUGAAACUCAAGAAGCACUGAACAAUGGGGCGGACAACAUCACAAAUGUUUAAUACGGCCUUUCUUCAGGAUACUGACAAACUCAACGAAUUCAAGAUAGUCCUCAGCAGUAAGUUCCAGGCCUUUCAUGAUCUACUCAAUGGAGAAAAAACUACUAUGGAGAGCAGCUGUAAGGGGAUCAAAGAGGCAAUCACUUCAACAUGUCAUGGGUUCCUGGGUCACAAGAAGCACCACCACAAGGAAUGGGUCACUGUUGACACACUGGAUAAGAUUCAAGAAAGGAGGAACAAGAAGGCAGCAAUCAAUACCAGCCGAACAAGAGCAGAAAAAGCCAAGGUACAAGCUGAAUACAUAGAAGUAAACAAAAAAGUGAAGAGGAGCAUCAGAACUGACAAACGUAAAUAUGUGGAAGAGUUAGCAACGACGGCGGAAAAGGCUGCAAGAGAAGGAAACAUGAGACAACUGUAUGACACGACAAAGAAACUCUCUGGAAAUCGCCGCAAAGAAGAACGACCAGUGAAAAGGAAGGAAGGCGAGGUAAUCACCAACAUUGAAGAGCGACAAAACAGGUGGGUAGAACACUUCAAAGAACUCUUGAAUCGACUAGCCCCACCGAACCCACCCAACAUCGAAGCAGCACCCACGGACCUCUCAAUCAAUGUUGGCCCACCAACAAUUGAAGAAAUCAGCAUGGUCAUCAGGCAAAUCAAUAGUGGCAAAGCAGCAGGAUCAGACAACAUUCCAGCAGAGGCACUAAAAGCAGACGUAGCGGCAACUUCAAGGAUACCCCACAUUCUCUUCAAUAAGAUUUGGGAUGAGGAACAAGUACCAAAAGACUGGAAAGAAGGACUCCUGAUCAAAAUACCAAAGAAAGGCGAUCUCAGCAACUGUGAUAAUUACAGGGGCAUCACUGUUCUCUCAAUACCGGGAAAAGUCUUCGACAGGGUAUUGUUAAACAGGAUGAAGGACUACGUAGACGCCCAACUUCGUGACCAACAGGCAGGAUUCCGUAAGGAUAGAUCGUGUACAGACCAAAUCGCAACUCUAUGGAUCAUUGUGGAACAAUCAGUUGAAUGGAAUUCAUCACUCUACCUCAACUUCAUUGACUACGAAAAAGCAUUUGAUAACGUGGACAGAACAACACUAUGGAAGCUUCUUCGACACUACGGCGUGCCUCAGAAGAUAGUCAAUAUCAUACAGAAUUCCUAUGAUGGAUUACACUGCAAAAUCGUGCAUGGAGGAUAGUUGACAGACUUGUUGGAAGUAAAGACCGGUUUCAGGCAAGGUUGCUUACUCUCACCCUUUCUCUUUCCCUUAGUGAUCGACUGGAUUAUGAAAACGCCAACAUCUGGGGGAAGCAUGGGAUACAGUGAACAUCUAGGAUGCAGUUGGACGAUCUAGACUUCGCAGAUGAUCUGACUGUUCUAUCGCAAACGCAACAACAAAUGCAGGAGAAGACGAUCAGUGUAGUAGCAGCCUCAGCAGCAGUAGGUCUCAAUAUACACAAAGAGAAAAGCAAGAUUCUCCGAUACAACACAGCAUGCACCAAUCCAAUCACAAUUGAUGGAGAAGAUUUGGAAGAUGUAAAAACCUUUACAUAUCUGGGCAGCAUCAUUGAUGAACAGGGUGGAUCUGAUGCAGAUGUGAAGGCGCGGAUUGACAAAGCAAGAGCAGCAUAUUUACAACUGAAGAACAUCUGGAACUCAAAGCAACUGCCAACCAACACCAAGGUCAGGAUUUUCAAUACAAAUGUUAAGACAGUUCUACUGUAUGGGGCAGAAACCUGGAGAACUACGAAAGCCAUCAUCCAGAAAAUACAGGUGUUUAUUAACAGUUGUCUACGCAAAAUACUUCAGAUCCGUUGGCCGGACACUAUUAGCAACAACGUACUGUGGGAUAGAACAAACCAGAUCCCAGUGGAGUAAGAAAUCAGGAAGAAGCGCUGGAAGUGGAUAGGACACACAUUGAGGAAAGAACCCAAUUGCGUCUUAAGACAAGCUCUCACAUGGAAUCCUCAAGGUCAAAGGAAAAGAGGAAGACCAAAGAACACAUUACGCCGAGAAAUGGAAAUAGGCAUGAGAAAAAUGAACAAGAAUUGGAUGGAAUUAGAAAAGAAGGCCCAGGACAGAGUGGGUUGGAGAAUGCUGGUCGGCGGCCUAUGCUCCAUUGGGAGUAACAGGCGUAAGUAAGUAAGUAAGUAAGUACUAUAUCAUAAAGUGACCACCUCCACUUCAUCUAAAUUCCAACUUUGGCAAGUAGUGGGCGGUGUGGGGGCUGUAAGACAGCAUUAAUAUAGUAUAUUCAAGGCACCGAGAUCACUAUUUCAAGAUAUUAACACAUAUUAAAGUAUCGUCACUUACCAAACACAUACUAUCGAACCGCAGUAACGAACACUAAUUACCAACUGAUGAAGUGCGAUUUAUGUAGCUUGUACAUCGUCCCAUAGUAAGAUAAUAUCACCCACCUACUCAAGAUCAUAGUCUCUCUACAGUUGACAGAUUCACACUAUCGUAACCAACGGUUGGACACUGAGUGACAUGGCUUAGAAUCGAUCACAAUGGCGUAUGUGUAUACAAUCUUUGUUUUCCCUUAAACCGUGAGAUUUAAAUUACUUGAUACCUUUCUUUCUACGAACUGAUUCUUUAUUCAUGUAUUAUAUCCUCAUACACAAUCUUUCUUCUCUAUAUUACUACCUUUGAAGUGACUACUUCUAUGAAUUUGGUGUUCAUCUGUUGUGUUAAUGAGGUGCGGCAACUUGGACCUAUGCAUAUAUGUACCUGGUCCUACGUUGUAGCUUACUGACAGUUCCACAUCACCAUGUCAUUUGGAUCUAUUCCCAGAAUAUCAGCGGCGAAGUUUAAGAGGAAUGGUUGCUUACACGUUUGACGCUGGUCCAAAUGCAUUUUUACUGACUGAAUCACAAAAUAUUUCCAUUGUUUUGAAAUAUCUUGUUGAAUGUUUUGGUUAUACGGUGGGAGCCGAUAGCUUUUUUAAUGAUGCGGAUAAAGUUACCAUCAAAUGUCUGAAUUCAAAUAAGUAUCUGAAAAUUACUGGGAUUCCCUAUGGUUUGUCAGAUAAACCAUUAGAUCAGAAUCUCUUGAAAAUAUUGCCCUCUAUUUCUGGUGGUAUUAGAUACUUGAUCAGUACUGAAGUAGGCAGUGGUCCACAGCUUAUAUCAUUCAUUCAUUGAAGAUACUCGAAUCAGAUGGAAAGUGGACAAAUAGAAACACGUGGUCAACUAUUUUUUUGUAAAAUCGUCGUACAUCAAUAGCUGUUGAAAGAUUUAUUUUAAAUCCAUUUUACUGUUUAUUGUUCAUGAUUGUUCAUACUGGCAUUUUGAUUAUUGAUCACAUAUAGCAUGUUCGAUUCCAUUUUUGAAAGCAACUGAAUAAGUUAGGCUGACAGAUUUUUUUAGACUAAGAAAACCAAGGAAUUUGUGUCAGAACGGUGAUCUAAAUGCAUCUGCGCAAGGACUAACAAUUUUUGUAAUAAAAUUAGUGUUAAGAAUAUGGCUUUAAACAUGAUCACUUACUACCUCCUACGAUGUUAACAACUUAUCUGAUUUAUCCUUUUUGGUGAAAAAACUUUGGUCUAAUUUAAGAAUCAAUAAUUUAUUCGUGAUAUCCCGAUUGAGUAGAAAUCUAGAUUUGUGAUGUCCUUGUGACUUUGUGUAAGCCACGUCUUGAGAGUCAAUACAUAAAUUAACACAGGUUUUAAAUAGUAUAAAGGAAACAGAGCAAAAUAUUUUUACUAUGACCAAAAUCAAAUUAGGCGAAAUGAUUCUAUGUGAGAAAUCACUGUGUGUAUAGCGGUGUGUAUCUAUUAAUUGUUUGAGUAAGUAACAAUUAAAUGUAGUUUGGAUAAACAGUCUAGGUGGUGUGGCAACUUGCACUGAUGUACGUACGAAGUUCUACGUUGUUGCUGGCUGACAAACAAUCUAAGUUGGAUCUAUAGCCACGCCUUGUACUAUAUUUGAGGCAAGAGGAAUUUACCAUUAUAUAAAACAUUUCAGCUACUUAUCUUUUUUAUAGCUGGAAAAGUCUUUUUGAACUAUUUUGAUAUCAAUUCACUGGUUAUUGAAAAUAUUAUGUGCCGUAGAUUUUUCAGCACUACAUGAUUAUUAAGCCUUUUCGUGCAGCUUAAGUAUUACUUGGGACGGGUCUAGAUUUCACAAGAGGACUUCAAUCUAUAAUGCCUCACAGUCGAAACAGCCUAAUACUCAGAUACAACUCUAUGUAGAUGUAAAUUGGAUCUUUUAUUUAAUUCGAACUAAAGCAUUUCGUAAAGUUCGUAGACAUAUAGAAAGCUAUAAUUAUGUACAUUUUUAGGGUGAGUUUUAACGAUUCUGUCGGACAGUGGAGCUGAGGUAAAACUAUAGUAUAGGUUAUUUGAAGACAAAUCCUUUCGUUUUGACAUGCUUUUAUUAGUGUUUAUAUAAAGUUAAUUAAAUCGUAAGAUAUCCGUUUUCGUUUUUUUUCCGUCAGCUUAUCUUCUGAGGUAACAAUAAUGGUAGCUCAUCUGAAUAGAUUCAGAGCUAGGGAAAUAUUCGCACUGAAGGGAUGUGCAGAGUUGAAACCGAUAUACCGUUUUGAAUGUGUCAGUUUUCGGCGUAUGGUUAGAUUUUGAUCAGAAUUUGUUGUAACUAGACAGUAAGAAUGGCAAAUGACCGCAUUCAUUUUCGUUUUCAAAAUUACACGUACAUUAUGUCACAAACAUUAUUGAACGUAAUGAUAAUAAUCUUGAUAAAUAACAAUUAUUCACAGACAAUUGAUAUAUUGGUGCAAUCUAACUGUUUUUCAGCAUAAAUAUCUAAAAUCGUAAUUUAAUCCCGCCUGACUUACUAUAAAUGGGAAGUUAUACAAGUAGACAAUCGGAGUAACAUUGGGAUGUUCUCCGUGUCCUCAUCUGUAAUCAGCCUGUCUAUCUUACGCUAAAAGUAAGAAAUUUUCGCCAAUGACAAUAAAUCACGAAUUUGUGUCGAAUAUGUAGAUGAUAUUUUGUUGACAUGAACUCUUUAUAAGUGCAAACAAGAUAAAUACAUCUGAAAACGAUAAACAAAAAUAAUGAAAGCAUGUAAUUAAUGUCUUACAAUUUAUUAAUUUUUCUAUGAAGAGUAAUAAAAAUGAAAUAAAACAAAAUAUGUUACUGCUAAAC
This is a messenger RNA of Schistosoma haematobium, 5974 nucleotides long. RefSeq lists its product as uncharacterized. Lineage: Eukaryota; Metazoa; Platyhelminthes; Trematoda; Strigeidida; Schistosomatidae. Gene Ontology annotation, molecular function: ATP binding; diphosphomevalonate decarboxylase activity. The transcript is spliced from 6 exons. Gene Ontology annotation, cellular component: cytosol. Gene Ontology annotation, biological process: isopentenyl diphosphate biosynthetic process, mevalonate pathway; isoprenoid biosynthetic process. The coding region runs from base 845 to 2065 and encodes 406 amino acids. The record is from RefSeq and is a predicted model, not a curated record.